Molecule: messenger RNA, 1176 nt
Organism: Cucurbita pepo subsp. pepo (vegetable marrow)
Lineage: Eukaryota; Viridiplantae; Streptophyta; Magnoliopsida; Cucurbitales; Cucurbitaceae
Product: polygalacturonase-like
Biological process (GO): carbohydrate metabolic process
Molecular function (GO): polygalacturonase activity
Source: RefSeq, a predicted model, not a curated record
AUGUCGAUUCUUAGGGGCUUUCUUCUUCUUUUCUUUCCUUUUAUGUUCCUAAAUUCUUCGGCUGCAAUUGUCUUCUCAAAUAAUGUUGUGAGUUUAGGAGCCAAGCCCGAUGGCAAAUUUGACUCAACGAAAGCAUUUGAAAGCGCAUGGGCUAAUGCAUGUGGCUCCAUGAGACCAACCUCUAUUUAUGUUCCACUAGGAAGAUAUUACCUUCGUACUCUAACAUUGAAUGGGCCGUGCAAGAAUAAUGCCAUUUUCAUACGCAUUGAUGGCACUUUGGUGGCUCCAUCAGACUAUAAAGUUAUUGGCAAUUCUGCAGCUUGGAUCUUGUUCAGACGAGUUGAUGGAGUAACUAUCUCAGGUGGAGUUUUUGAUGGUAAAGGAAGUGGGUUAUGGGCAUGCAAGAACUCGACCAAGACUUGUCCUAGUGGGGCCACGACAAUUGAAAUCUCCAACUCUAAGAAUGUAGUGCUUAGUGCAUUAACAUCACUCAAUAGUCAAAUGUUCCAUAUAGUCGUAAAUGGUUGCCAAAAUAUCAAAAUGAAAGGACUUAAGGUCUUGGCUUCUGGCAAUAGUCCCAAUACUGAUGGUAUUCACGUACAACUAUCAUCUGAUGUAACUAUACUCAACUCCAAGAUAGGCACGGGAGAUGACUGCAUAUCCAUCGGUCCUGGGACCUCCAACUUGUGGAUUGAGAAUAUUGUUUGUGGGCCCGGUCAUGGAAUAAGCAUUGGAAGUCUAGCAAAGGACUUAGAAGAGGCUGGAGUGCAGAACGUGACCGUUAAAAAAGCUUUAUUUUCACGCACCCAAAACGGGGUGAGAAUCAAGGCAUGGGGUAGGCCAAGCAAUGGGUUUGUUAAGAAUAUUCUCUUCCAACAUAUUGUUAUGGACAAUGUUCAAAAUCCAAUUGUUAUUGACCAAAAUUAUUGCCCAAGUCACAAAGGUUGUCCGGGUCAGGCUUCUGGCGUCAAAAUCAGUGACGUGACGUACCAAGACAUUCAUGGAACAUCAGCCACUCAAAUUGCAGUGAAAUUUGAUUGUAGUCCAACAAAUCCAUGCAGUGGAAUAAAAAUGGAGGACGUAAAACUUUCUUAUAAGGAUCAAAUAGCUGGAGCGACGUGUAGCCAUGUAGGAGGAACAGCUACCGGUAGUGUUGAACCGAGUAAUUGCUUGUAG